AUGGUGAAGGUGACGAGCGCGACCGCCACCAUCCCGCAGGCACCACCGAUGUCGCCGAAGAAGAGGGGCAGGAAACCAGCGAAGGGGCCACGGCGGGGAGAGCAUGUUGAAGGUGCCGCUGCUGUGAAUUUGAAAAGGCCACGGCAGGGAAACCCGAUUGAAGCUUCUAUUUUGGGUGAUCUCUGUUUCUGGGAAUCACCACUGUUUACUGUUCUGCGUUCUCCUUUAAUUAAAAAUAGUCAUUGUCAGCUUAAGAAACUAGGACUUCCUGUGUUAGCUCAACUGUGUGCGAACACUACUAUUUCCCCAGAAAAGCGGCAGCAGCAGGACAGAGAAGACUCUGGUUUGGAGUACAAUGGUGAGGAUGAGGCUAAUAGUGAUGCCCAUCUAAGUGAUGAUGACCUGGAACCUCCUACUUUAUCAUCUAAGAAGAAGACAACAACAAAGAAGAGGAAGACAGGUGCUAAGAAGGAACAACCUGGGAUGCAAUCUAGUGUUGUCACAAGGGGAAUGAAGAAUCGUCCAGCUGAUGUUAAUGCAAUGAAUAAUCAAGCUGAAAUCCCUAAUCAGGCUACAGAGGAAGAUGGACACACUCCAAAUGGCGCCACAAUGAAUGAUGUCAAUGAAAAUGGACAAACACAGGUUGCCAACAUCGCUGAAGAUGACCUAUUUGAUGAGGAGAACAGGACGAGGGGACCUAGUAUUGAGAGGGAACUUGUUCAGAUGACUUGCUCGAGGAAGAAGAGACUUCCUUUGGUUAAUGAGCCAGGGAAGAGAAGACCAAACUCAGUGAUGAUCGCUGCAAAAUUUGCAACUGAGUGCAACAUUGCAGUAAGACAAAUUGUUCCAAUAUUUCCACAUUGGAAGGAAUACAAGAAGUAUCCUAAGAUGAUCGAUGCAUACAUAUCGAGAGUUGUUAAAGUUGUUCGCCAGCAGCGCUACAAGCUGAAAAAGAGGUAUUUUGAUGCUUUGCCACUACAUCUGGUGCCCAAAACAUCUCCUGUGGACACAAUGACUAAUGAACAAUGGGAUAAACUUGUGGAACACUGGAAAAAUGAGAAAAAAAUGGUGACUUGUGAGAAGAACAGAGAGAACAGAAGCAAAGUGCAGUUCCAUCAGACCACUGGUUCUCGCAGCUAUGAAAUGCAAAUUGUAGAUUUGGCGGACAAGUACAAAAACGAACCACCAAAUGCACUGGAACUAUUGAAAGAGAUGCACUACAGCAAAAAGAAAGGAUUUGCUCCUGCAGUUCAAUCUCUUAUUGCUGAAAUAGAGGAGAAGCUGAAUGAACCUGUAGAUGAUGGUCUUCAACCAAAGGAUGUGACUGAUGUGGUCUCUCAGGCUCUUGUUCAGAAAACUAAGAACAGGUUUCUUGUAAAUGUGGGGCUCCAAAGCAAUGCCACACGUGUUAGUGCUGAGCAUGACCUAGAAGAGGAACUGGUGGUGGAGAAACAAACAUCAAGUGAUCUUAGGGAGGUUGUCAAGGCUCAACAACAGCAAAUGGAAGAAAUGAUGAAGAAAUUCCAGGAGGCAGAAGCAGCUAGGGCUAAGCAAGGAGUCGAAGAAAAGGCAAGCUGA
Miscanthus lutarioriparius is the source of this 1578-nucleotide messenger RNA. Lineage: Eukaryota; Viridiplantae; Streptophyta; Magnoliopsida; Poales; Poaceae. The record is from the annotation of a GenBank genome assembly.